UCAAUUCAAAACUUAUGAAGUCGAAAUGAAAUUGUAUGUUGAAACUGAUACUGGUGAUAUUACUGGCCAGAUAAUAAAAGACGAAAAUCCACAAACAUUAACCGAAAAUCAGGUUCAAGCAGUUAUUGACUCUUUUAACGACUGUAUCCCGGUAGAAAUUCCGACCCGACUAGUGAAAAUAAGGAAAAUAAAACUAUUAAAUUAUUCACCAAAAGCAGAAAAAAUAAAUUUUUUGGUAGAAUGUAGCAAAGGCACCUAUAUUCGUAGUUUGGUAAAAGACUUUGCUGAAAAGUUAGGAACAAUAGCCACGGUAAAUCAAUUAAGGAGAAUUAGUUCCGGAAAUUUUCACAUUAAACAAGCAAUAAAAUUAGAAGAAGUGAAAGAAGAGAAGUUAAUUACUUGA
This is a messenger RNA of Ambispora gerdemannii, 403 nucleotides long. The record is from the annotation of a GenBank genome assembly. Lineage: Eukaryota; Fungi; Glomeromycota; Glomeromycetes; Archaeosporales; Ambisporaceae.